AUGGCGCCAUCCAAGUCACUCCUGCCUCUCCUCGCGGCUGUCCCCUACGCUUCGGCUUGGGGCUCUCUGGGUCACACCGCGGUCGCAUACAUGGCGCAAAAUCUCGUCUCUCACAAGACGGCCAAAUUUGCCCAAACUCUCUUGAACGACACCUCGUCCGCAUACCUAGCCAACGUGGCAACCUGGGCCGACAGCUACCGCUAUGAGGCUGGAGGACAGUUCAGUUCUGUCUACCACUACAUCGAUUCUCUGGACAACCCGCCUGAAAGCUGCAACGUCGACUACGAGCGUGACUGUUCCGAAGAAGGUUGCAUCGUUUCUGCUAUCGCCAACUAUUCCAGCCGCGCUUUCCAGAAGUCUGUUGGUAUCGUUGAGCAGCAGAAAGCUCUCAAAUGGGUCAUUCACUUCAUUGGUGAUAUCCACCAGCCACUACACGUAGAGAACAUUGCCGUGGGUGGCAACCUCAUUAAUGUCACCUUCAACGGCGCGCACACAAAUCUCCACUCUAUCUGGGAUACAGCAAUCCCCCAAAAGGCUUACGGCAACUUCUCUCAAGCCAAUGCAUUAGCUUUGGCCAAUAAUCUCACCGCAGAAGUGAAGCAUGGCAAAUUCAAGAAAGAGAGCAAGAUAUGGCUCAAGGGCUUGAAGGCGAAGGAUGCAGUCAGCAGCUCCAUGACCUGGGCUCGUGACGCCAAUAGAUACGUGUGCUCUACUGUCAUACCUAAUGGUCCUGAUGCAGUAUUCGCGCAAGAGCUGUCAGGAGCGUACUGGGACACUGCUAUUCCAGUCGUCACCAAGCAGCUCGCAAAGGCAGGAUACAGGCUUGCCGCUUGGCUCGAUGCUAUCGUUGAGCUCAAUGAGAAGAAGGGUCAUGGAAAGUGGGUGCGAGAGGAGAAGAGGGCAGUCAACCUACAGCCAUGGCAGGAAGAAGCAAGGCAGGCCCGACGUGAAUUUGGGCCUGACUGUGGAUGUGGUGAGGAGCAUGCGCAUUAA
Alternaria atra is the source of this 993-nucleotide messenger RNA. RefSeq lists its product as uncharacterized. The transcript has a single exon. Gene Ontology annotation, molecular function: endonuclease activity; nucleic acid binding. The coding region runs from base 1 to 993 and encodes 330 amino acids. The record is from RefSeq and is a predicted model, not a curated record. Gene Ontology annotation, biological process: DNA catabolic process. NCBI's taxonomy places the organism in Eukaryota, Fungi, Ascomycota, Dothideomycetes, Pleosporales, Pleosporaceae.